Messenger RNA from Esox lucius (northern pike), 980 nucleotides. RefSeq names its product transcription factor A, mitochondrial (gene tfam). The record is from RefSeq and is marked provisional. Gene Ontology annotation, molecular function: transcription cis-regulatory region binding. NCBI's taxonomy places the organism in Eukaryota, Metazoa, Chordata, Actinopteri, Esociformes, Esocidae.
GGCGCCUUAUCCGUCCAUUGCGCUGCAUGGCAGAGGGGCAGAUAAGUCAACCCCGGACCGUACUUUAGUUAGCUCAAGGUUGUUGUUUUUUUAAGUAUACUGUAGCAGUCUAGUUUACUCUUCCAGACAUGGCGCCCUUUGGUCUUAUGUCUGCUGGCGCUAGUUUUUUGGCCAAGUCCUUUGGUCUCUUCUCCAACGUAUCCAGUCUGGCACGGUGUGUCAGUGUGCUCCCUGCUGUAAAGACUUUCAGCUCCACUGCUGGGGCACCCCCAAAGAGGCCCCUAAACGGAUACAUGAGAUUCCUGAAACAGCAACAACCUCUCAUUGUCAAGCAGUAUCCAGAUGUGAGUGCUGUCGAUGUGGUCAGGAAGAUUGCACAGCAGUGGAGAGCACUUUCGCCGGAACAGAAACAGCCCUUUGAACAGGAGUCAGUGGUGGCCAGAGCCCAGUUCAAGGUGGAUCUGCAGACAUUCAAGGCCCAGCUAACCCCAGCGCAGACUGCUGCCCUGAAAGAGGAGAGGCGACAGCGGCUGGCCAAGAGGAAAGCCAUCCGCAGGAAGAGGGAGCUGAACAAUCUGGGCAAACCCAAGCGGCCCCGGUCUCCAUUCAAUAUCUACAUGGCAGAACACUUUGAGGAGUCCAAAGGGACCACAACAACGGGGAAGCUGAAGAUGUUACGGGAAGACUGGUACAAACUGGCCGCUUCAGAGAAACAAGUGUUCAUCCAUUUGUCCCAGGAUGAUAAGGUGCGCUACAAGAACGAGAUACAGUCCUGGGAGGAACACAUGGUAGAGAUGGGACGGGAAGACCUGAUCAGACGGAAAGAGACCCGCAAGAAAACCGCUCCGACUAAGAAGGCCCCUGUAAAAGGCCGAAAGAAAAGUACGGUUGUGAGGAGCGGCAAGGCCUGAGCAGGACUGAAAGGAAUGUAUUUUUUUUUCAAGGCGAGUCACCGACCCAAAUAAAAUUACUUUUGUAUU